This is a messenger RNA of Panthera uncia (snow leopard), 3350 nucleotides long. RefSeq names its product X-prolyl aminopeptidase 2 (gene XPNPEP2). The transcript has 21 exons. The coding region runs from base 1 to 2055 and encodes 684 amino acids. NCBI's taxonomy places the organism in Eukaryota, Metazoa, Chordata, Mammalia, Carnivora, Felidae. Gene Ontology annotation, molecular function: metalloaminopeptidase activity. The record is from RefSeq and is a predicted model, not a curated record.
AUGGCUGAGGACUUAACAGCCAAUGAACAGAGUGAGGGGGCAGUGGAUGGAAAAUUACUAAGAGGAGACAUCAAGGCUUUGGGUGCCUGGGGCCACCCAAAAUCAGUGGACCUGACGGCAGAGGACGUGAGAAACUGUUUAAUCAGCCCUCCGUACCUUCCAGUUACUGUGGUCAAUACCACAGCACAGCUCACAGCCCUCCGCCAGCAGAUGCACAUCCAGAAUCUUUUUGCCUACAUCAUCCCUGAAACGGAUGCCCACAUGAGUGAGUACAUCGGCACACGUGACAAGAGGCGUGCGUGGAUGACAGGCUUCACAGGGUCCGCAGGAACUGCAGUGGUGACCAUGGGGAAAGCAGGUCUCUGGACCGACAGUCGCUACUGGACCCAGGCUGAGCGGCAGAUGGACUGCAACUGGGAACUACAUAAAGAAGUUGAUACAGCUUCCAUAGUCAUCUGGCUCCUCACUGAGGUUCCUGCUGGAAAGCGUGUGGGUUUCGACCCCUUUCUCUUCUCCAUUGGUUCCUGGGAGAGUUAUAACAUGGCCCUCAUGAACUCUAACAUAAAACUGGUGUCCAUCACACCCAACCUUGUGGACCAGGCAUGGGGGUCAGAGAAGCCUCUGGUUCCGAGCCAGCCCAUUUAUGUCCUGCAGGAGGCAUUCACAGGGAACACCUGGCAGAAGAAAGUAUCUGACAUCCGCAGCCAGAUGCAAAAGCAUCCCAAGGCACCAACUGCUGUCCUUCUGUCAGCGCUUGAUGAGACGGCCUGGCUCUUCAACCUUCGUGGCAGUGACAUCCCUUAUAACCCCUUCUUCUACUCCUACACACUGCUCACAGACUCCUCUAUCAGGUUAUUUGUAAACAGGAGUUGCUUAAACUCUGAGACCCUGAAGUACCUCAACUCCAGCUGCACGGGCUCCAUGUGUGUGCAAGUCGAAGAUUACAGCCAAGUCCGUCACAACAUCCAGGCCUACGCCUCAGGAAACGUGAAGAUCUGGAUCGGGACCAGCUAUACUACAUAUGGGCUCUAUGAAGUGAUACCCACGGAGAAACUCAUAGAAGACACCUACUCCCCAGUGAUGGUGACCAAGGCGGUGAAAAAUAGCAAGGAACAGGCCCUCCUCAGGGCCAGCCACGUGCGGGACGCCGUGGCUGUGAUCCGCUACUUGGUGUGGCUGGAGAAGAACGUGCCCAAAGGCACGGUGGAUGAGUUCUCCGGGGCAGAGCUGCUCAACAAGUUCCGAGGAAAGGAACAGUUCUCCUCUGGACCCAGUUUCGAAACCAUCUCUGCUAGUGGCCUGAAUGCUGCCUUGGCCCACUACAGUCCGACCAAGGAGCUGCACCGCAAGCUAUCCUCAGAUGAGAUGUACCUGCUGGAUUCUGGGGGGCAAUACUGGGAUGGAACCACAGACAUCACCAGAACGGUCCACUGGGGCACCCCCUCUGCUUUUCAAAAGGAGGCAUACACCCGUGUGUUGAUCGGAAAUAUCGAUCUGUCCAGACUCGUCUUUCCUGCUAAUACAUCAGGGCGAAUGAUGGAGGUGUUUGCCCGCAGAGCCUUAUGGGAUGUUGGGCUCAAUUAUGGUCACGGGACAGGCCAUGGCAUUGGCAACUUCCUUUGUGUGCAUGAGUGGCCAGUGGGAUUCCAGUACAACAACCUCCCCAUGGCUAAGGGCAUGUUCACCUCCAUUGAACCUGGUUACUAUCAGGAUGGAGAAUUCGGGAUCCGUCUUGAAGAUGUGGCCCUUGUGGUAGAAGCAAAGACCAAGUACCCCGGGUCCUACCUGACCUUUGAAGUGGUAUCCUUGGUGCCCUAUGACCGGAACCUCAUUGAUGUCAGCCUGCUGUCUCCUGAGCAGCUCCAGUACCUGAACCACUAUUACCAGACCAUCCGAGAGAAGGUGGGCCCGGAGCUCCAGCAGCGGCAGCUGCUGGAGGAGUUCGAGUGGCUGCAGCAGCACACGGAGCCCCUGUCAGCAAAGGCCCCACACACUGCCCCCUUGGCCUCUCUGUUGGCAGUCUCCUCUCUGGCCAUCCUCGGCUGCAGAGUCUAGAGGCUCAGACUCCCUGGCCAACCCUCUAGCUCAGCUCCCCUCACCCUGCACCACCCACGCCCCAAGAGCCCUUGCCAGCCCCUUGCCUGAAAACCACUGCCCUCAGCCUCCUUCUCCAGGACGAAGUUCCACAGACACAGAGCUUCUUGGCCCCGGGCAGGCCCCGUCUGGGCUUGUGUACCUCACCCUGGGUUCCCAACCCUAGCCCUGGGAUAAGAGAGCCAGCUAGUCCCUUUCCUCCUGUAAGCCCAGUAGGCCUAACCUAUCUACAACUUGGCAGAGCCUCUUAUCACUGCCUCCCCCCCCCCAGCAAAAGACCACUAUAAGGCAGUACCCUAAUCCCCGGGGGGUCCAUGGCCCUGGGAGAGCCCUACCCUAUUGCCACCCUUUGGAUAUAGCCAGAGUUGUUCCCGCCCUCACUGGCUCCUGACUUGCUGGUCUUUCCACACCCUUGAAGCUGCCUCUGACCACUCCAACCUAUCCCUGGCCCACCAGUGCCCUCUUGGCGGCAGUGCACAGGCUGAAGGAACCAGGGGGGCCUCCAGGUUCCCUGCUGUGCCUGUAGAUAGAGAGUAAAAGAAGGUGGCUGAGUGUUCUGGUUACACACUGCAACCAGGAAAGCUAGCCAGAAAAGGGGCACGUACACCAGCCUGCCCCACAUGCGAGCCCAUCACUUCUAAACUCUGGGUGGGUUCCGUGCCAUUUGACAGGAUAGGGAGUUAAGCCAUAAGACUUUGGCCACCGGGUAGGAGGGCAUGUGGGGAACAUUCUGGAAUAUGACCUUACUCAAAGUUGGGAACAACCUGAGCAGCAGUGCUCAGUCACUAUCCCAGACUUCCCAGCACAUGGGUAGCCCUUUUCACUUUCCAAAAUCCAGCCACGGUGACAAUGCUGUUAAAUCCCCCAGCAUCCUUGGAUGGUCUUUAACCUGUGUGGGCUGGUUUAACAUGUGUGAGUCUGGUUUCCCCAUUUUACAGAUAGGAAAACUGAGCUCCAGACAGGUGGGACCUCUCCAAGGGCACACAUUGUUUGGCUAGGACAUGGUGGGGCCAGAAUGCAGUGACAGUCCAGCUGUUUUGCCCCCUGGCACCGUGGAAAAUCCCUGAACAUACCUCCAAGUUCCCUGAGCCCGCUGUUGGGGGCAGGGCAGAAGGGAGGGAGGCAGAGUUUUCUUUGGUCAGCCCUGCCGUUAGCCACCUGGGCUCACAUCCUGCUUGAUGCUUAAAACAGCAUGGCAACGAAGCCUGCCUCUGGGUUUUGCAUUGUGUCUUCUGUGUUGCUGGGGACUGCUGUUA